Molecule: messenger RNA, 927 nt
Organism: Knipowitschia caucasica
Lineage: Eukaryota; Metazoa; Chordata; Actinopteri; Gobiiformes; Gobiidae
Source: the annotation of a GenBank genome assembly
AUGAAGUAUUGGUCCAUGUACCAGCAGCAGACUCGGCUGAAAGUGAGAGGGCAGCAAAGAGGUGGACGGUUUCCAGCAGCUGCUUCGGCCAGGACUCAGGAGGAGGAGGAGCGAGAGCGCGCCAAGAACGAGGUGCAGCUCAGCAUCCCGCAGGACCACCCUGUGCGCAGGCUCCUCUACAAGUUCAAGCCGCGGCACAACGGCAACAACGGCGGCUACACAGACGCAGAGACGCACCAGACCCAGAACCUGCAGCAGCUUGAUCACCCCAUGCAAGAGUACAGCGCCGACAACAGAGACAAGCUCCAAGAGGACGAGAGAGAACCAGAGAAACUGAGAGAAACUGGCAAACGCGAAACCAACAAGAGAGAGAGCGACAAACACAAAGCCGCAGAAAGCAACAGUGAGGCGGUGAUCCAGACUUUAUCUAAACCAGCGAAAGCCCCCAGCGCCUGGAUGCGUCUCAAAGGCAGUGCGGCAGACGGAGCGCGGCGAGACUCGCCUCUGACCAAUCAGAAGGCGGCGUCCGCGGAGAUGUUAGCGCCAUCAGCAUCGGCGCCGAGCGAGGAGGCGGACGGCAAAAAUCUGCGAAAGACUGACUCGUGCGACAGCGGCAUCACCAAGAGCGAGCAGCGCAUCGACGAGACGGAGACGGUAAAGGAGGCGCUGGACGAGACGCGGCUGCAGCUGCGCACCGACAUACAGGCGCUGGGAGGUCGGCUGCGGCGGCUGGAGACACAGGUGCAGAUGAUCAUACAGCUGCUGUCUGACGAGCGGCAAGAAGGAGAGAGAGAGGACCAGGCCGCAGUACCAGGGGCAGCAGGCAGGGGGAGCGAGAAGCAGGACAUCUUCACCGUGUCCAGACCGGUGACUCCUGAUGCACACAGGGGGAGGGGCUAUGAGGCACACAGGGGGGAGGGGCUAUGA